UUUACAUUAGAGGAAUUCAAAACACACUCCCACCGAAGGUGACUGACAGUUAACCUUCUACAACAAUCACCUGUAAAGCCAGACAUUUACUGAAGCACUUUUAGUGGCUUGGCUGGAGAAAUUAAAAGGCAAAUAUCUACAUGGGAACUGAACAUACAACCUCAGACACCAGGUUCCUGAACCAUAAUGCUCAAGUGCUACUUAGGACAGCAUCAUGCAAGCAAACGGUUCAACAGUAUAAAGAAUAGAAUGGGCCAAUACCGUUAACUAAAGAGAAUGUGAUGUUUUUGCACAGUAUGGCAGCUAUAAAAAGGUGCAACAAAUGGUUUGUCAACGAGGUUUUAAGCGACACUGUAGCCAAACGAGAUUAUGUUUCCAUGUGAUCAGCCACAGAAAACCUGACUGCUAACGUAACCUACGAACGCUUGAACACAGAACCUGGCUGAAUACGGUGUUUGUUCCACUGAUGAUUUACGUGAUGGUAGUCCUCCUCGCGCAGACGGAACAAAAGGAAAGGCGCAAAGACGGGAAAGACGGGAAGGGCGCGAAGCGAAAGCCGGGCCGGAUCAAAAACAGAAUUUUGCAACAAAAUUCGACUUUACAGAACAGUUCUCCCGAUCCUAUAAUGGGAGGGGCGGAUGCGGGCGACUUACAGGUGGUUUGGGAGGAGGACUUUGAGAAGAGCAUUGAAGAAAUGGUGAAACAAGUGAGGAAUAACUCAGCGCUCUCGAAGAACAAGUGUGUGGUGGACCGGCAACUCUGGAUGUCCAACAGUCGGAGUCUGUCUCCAUGGUCAUACAGAAUCAACCACGACGAGAACCGCAUUCCCGUGGACAUUCCGGAAGCGAAGUGCUCGUGCGUGGGAUGCAUUAACCCGUUCACCAUGCAGGAGGACCGCACCAUGACCAGCGUGCUCAUCUACACCAAGAUCCCCGUGCGCAGGCGCCUGUGCGACAAGCUGUCCAAGAAACCAAGGAAGAAGAAAACAUGCGUGCCCCUGUACAGGACGGUGGUGGAGAGCAUAGCCGUGGGUUGCACGUGCAUAGUGUGACGCCUCGCUCUCAUCGCCCGUCUACAGCAUCGUUUUGUUUCCCAUUAAGUCGUAUCCCUAUAAACAAAUUGAGAUUUGUCUGCGUCCUUCCUGUGCGUGUUUGUAAAGCCGUAAUAACCUUUUUGUUGCUAUAUGUAUUAGGCUACCACUAAAAAUCACCACAAAUGCAUUUGAUAGCCCACUGUCUUAUCUACUGUAAAUGUACACACAAUUCCAUUCUAUAAGCUACACAUGUUAGUGUUAGUGCUGUUUGUUGACUAAGUAUUGCCUGUAUAUCAUUAUGAAACAAAGACAGACAUUUUUUUAAUGCUAUCCAUAAAUAACUGUAUGUAAAAUGUUUCAAACAGUUAAUUGCAGUUACAUUCUCACUAAACUUUAAAAACAACAAAAACAACAUUUCUGUUACUCUCUGUGUCUCUACAAGGUGACGUACACGUAUGUGGAGUGUAGAGCACUGUGAGCUGGCUGAGAGUGAUGCUGAUGUAAAACAUUUUGUUCCUGAGUUUAAUAAUAAAAUAUGAAGCCCA
Messenger RNA from Anguilla rostrata (American eel), 1578 nucleotides. RefSeq names its product interleukin-17B-like. NCBI's taxonomy places the organism in Eukaryota, Metazoa, Chordata, Actinopteri, Anguilliformes, Anguillidae. Bases 467 to 1051 code for a protein of 194 amino acids. Gene Ontology annotation, cellular component: extracellular region. Gene Ontology annotation, molecular function: cytokine activity. The transcript has 3 exons. The record is from RefSeq and is a predicted model, not a curated record. Gene Ontology annotation, biological process: inflammatory response.